AUGUCUGAUAAUUUAAGAAGAGCAGAAUCAUUGUUCAAUAGAAUCAUGAACCAAACGCAGGAAUCUACCCCAUCCACCCAAACAAGAUCUCCAUCAGGGUCAGGUCCUUCUUAUGCACCCACAACCAAACCUAAUGGGUCUACAGUCAAUGGAACCAGUCAUGAAGAGUCCAGCUCUGUGGUUUUGCCCAAGCAAGACCCUGUCAAAUUAUCUCAUGAAACCCUUGCAUUAAUUCCUGAAUCGCAUCAUAUCUUGCCUUACUGUUGGACUAUAUGGCACCAUUCCAGAUCGAGAAAACCCAAGGAGGCCGAAGAAGGAGCCAGUGUGGCUUCUGUCCCAGCAGACGCUAACAUUAUCGCUAAUGUCGAUACAUACCUUCAAACCACGAAUGAAUUGGAAUUUGUUGACUUGCUAGGCAACAAAAUUAAACAUAUUGGAUCCUUGGAACAAUUAUGGGUGGCUCUUUCAUCAAUCAAGAAAACCUAUGAAUUAACUACUGGGACGGAGUUCCUUGUGUUUAAAGCUGGGAUUAACCCCGUUUGGGAAGACCCUAUAAACUCUAAAGGUGGAAGAUGGGUAUUCCGAUUCAGUCGAAAGAUCUUUGGCGAUGAUAAAGAAUCAAUUGUGAAGAUUAGAAAGAGAACCAGUUUGAUUUGGGAACGAUUGAUGUUGAAAACCAUGACCGGAUCAUUGAUACCAGAGUCCAACUCGGAAGAAUUCCAGUCCUUGUUAUUGAAUGAUAUUUGUGGUAUUGUCUUAAGUGUACGUAAAGACGAAGAUAUUAUAAGUAUUUGGAACUCCAAUUUAAAUUUCCACAAAAAGAGUGCAAAUUCCACUGACGACUCCAAGAAAAAGUUGACCUCUUUCCAAGCAAGAAGAAUCAUAUGUGAUUCCAUAUUACGAGUGAUCAGAGAAUGUGAUUUGAUCAGUCAAGGAAGUGAUUGUGUCGGUACCUUAGAUUCGGGAUCAAAUGAACGAGUGUUUGGCGUGUCAUUUGAAUACAGAUUACAUGCUGAUAACGAAAAUGUCCCACUGGGAAAUGCAAAAUACAACGGACAUCAUCAUCAUUCCCACCACGGAUAUAAUGCGCAUCAUCAAAGAAGAUAUAAUAGAGGUGGCAGUAACAAUAGUAAUUACAAAAACGAACAACAACCUGGAGAGGAUAAAUAG
Spathaspora passalidarum NRRL Y-27907 is the source of this 1170-nucleotide messenger RNA. RefSeq lists its product as uncharacterized. NCBI's taxonomy places the organism in Eukaryota, Fungi, Ascomycota, Pichiomycetes, Serinales, Debaryomycetaceae. Bases 1 to 1170 code for a protein of 389 amino acids. Gene Ontology annotation, molecular function: protein binding; translation initiation factor activity; RNA 7-methylguanosine cap binding. Gene Ontology annotation, biological process: translational initiation. Gene Ontology annotation, cellular component: eukaryotic translation initiation factor 4F complex; cytoplasm. The transcript has a single exon. The record is from RefSeq and is a predicted model, not a curated record.